UAGACUACAAACACUGAAGUGAGUGUGUUGUUGUUUGCUACAACCAAUGAAGAGGUUUGCUCGUUGUGCCCAGGCCACACCCGAGAAGACUUAUCUGGUGCACCGGGGCAAUUGGUGCUACCGGUGCACCGAUCCAGUUACACAUUUAACAUAACAUUAUCGAUGUUGGCAUAUACUUCCUCCGUUUCUAAACAUAAGACCUUUUAGAGAUUCCACUAUGGACUACAUACGAAGCAAAAUAAGUAAAUCUACACUCUUAAAUAUGUCUAUAUACAUCCAGAUGUAGUUCAUAGUGAAAUUUCUAAAAGGCCUUGUAUUUAGGAACAAAGGGAGUAUAUCACAUUGGCUGACUAUUCUUGACACGGAGAACAUUAAAUGGCGCCUGCUCCGUUCAAAGACGCACUUUCCUGGAUGAGUGCUCCCGCGCAGCCAUGCUGUGUAUAUAUAAGGCCGUCAUCCCUUCCAGGUUUUCUCAAAGCCACACCACCACUACACCAAUUACCAGACUACACAUUUUCACAUGGCGUCCCAUGAUGCUACCGACACCGCCACCACCGCCGUUCCAGAGGUGGCGCCUGUGUUUCUUCCCACGGUGUGGGGCGACUUCUUCAUCAACUACAGUCCAGAACCGUUUCAGAUGUCAGAGGAAAGGAUGACAGAGAGGUCCAAUCAACUGAAGGAGAGAAUAAUUGGGUUAUUUUCCUGCAGUACCAUAGUUGAGCAACUGAACCUUGUAGACACACUCCAACACCUGAGUGUAGAUCAUCAUUUUCAUGAACAAAUUGACUCCACAUUGAGAAGCACUCAUGCUGGUGAAUUCAAUAGCUCCAGCCUUCAUGAUGUCGCCCUUCGGUUCCGCAUACUGCGGCAGCAAGGCCUUUGGGUGUCUCCAGAUGUAUUCAGCAAGUUUAAAGACGAAGAUGGGGCCUUCCAUGUUAACAUAACUAACGACCCAAGGGGCCUGUUAAGUUUAUACAAUGCAGCAUACCUUUUUAUCCAUGGGGAGACAGAGCUUGAAGAAAGCAUCUCGUUUGCGAGGCAACACCUCGAAUCGAUGGAAGGUAAGCUUGAGUACCCAUUGGCAGAGCAAGUCAGGCGGGCCCUUCACUUACCACUGCCAAGGACCUUGAAGAGAGUCGAGGCGCUGCAUUAUAUGUCAGAGUACAAACAAGAGCCGAUGCACAACUCCUCCAUUCUGGAGUUCGCCAAACUGGACUUUAACCUUCUGCAGCGUCUCCACUUGAAGGAGCUCAAGGCUCUCUCUAGAUGGUGGAAAAAUCUGUACCAAGAAGUGGGACUAAACUACUCGCGGGAUCGCGUGGUUGAGUGCUACUUCUGGGCGUAUACGGCAUACUAUGAGAAAGAGUAUACAUGCGCAAGGAUGAUUCUCGCCAAGAUAAUCGCAAUAAUAAUAAUGACAGACGACACCUAUGAUGUCCGUGCUACUUUGGUGGAGUGUAGACAGCUCAAUGAAGCUAUACAAAGAUGGGAGGAGAGUGCUACUUCUCUUCUACCAGAGUACUUGCAGAAGUUCUACCUCAUGCUGAUGAGCACCUUCAAGGAGUUUGAGAACGAAUUGAAACCAGAUGAGAAGUGCCGGGUCUCUUUUAGCACAAAAGCGUUUCAAAUAUUAUCAAGCAACUAUCUCCAAGAAGCCGAAUGGUUUCAUCAAAAUCACAAGCCAAGAUUUAAUGAUCAAGUGAAAGUAUCAAGUGUGUGCUCAGGCGGACCAUGGGUAUGUGUUGGGUUGCUAGUUGGCAUGGGCGAUACUGCAACCAAGGAGGCACUGGAAUGGGCCCUCGGUUGCACUGAUGCUGUAAGGGCUUGUGCAGAGGUGACACGUUUCAUGAAUGAUCUUGCUUCAUUUAAGCGUGGAAAGAACAAAAAUGAUGUGGCCAGCUCUGUGGAAUGUUACAUCAGUGAGCACGGCGUGGCAAGUGAGGUUGCCAUUGCCAAGAUAGGUUCUCUGAUCGAAGAUGCAUGGAAGACUACGAACCAAGCACGCUUUGAGCUCCCUAAGCUUCUGCUUCCGGCGGUGCAGCGAGUCGCAAAUAUAACGAUCAGCAUGCCGUUCAUGUAUGAUGACAAGACAGAUGCUUUUACGUUCAGCAACCGUCUUGAGGGGACGAUUAAGCGACUGUUUGUCAAUCCUAUUGAGUUCUAGACAUGAGGAUGUGGUAUAUGAGUGUCCAUGAAAUCAUCCACCGACAGAAGCACCAGCGCCCCCGUGCUAAUGAAAGAUGUAUCAGGACACUUCCAAUCUGCUGCACCUUGGCUUGAUCAUUAUCUUUGUGAAAUUUUACUAUGAAUGCAAUAAGACUUGCAUUAUUUUGCUAGUACUUUAAAUGCAACAAAAAGUAGUUUUAGUUUUCUUAUCAGGCUUACUGUCAUUAUUUGGCGUGUAUUUGGAUUGUAAUCAUCAGUCGACUGAUUUUCAUUUCAGUCUAAGUCGAUUUUUCUGUCCAAUGAGGCGAUGACA
Triticum urartu is the source of this 2479-nucleotide messenger RNA. RefSeq names its product tau-cadinol synthase. NCBI's taxonomy places the organism in Eukaryota, Viridiplantae, Streptophyta, Magnoliopsida, Poales, Poaceae. The record is from RefSeq and is a predicted model, not a curated record. Gene Ontology annotation, molecular function: magnesium ion binding; terpene synthase activity. Gene Ontology annotation, biological process: diterpenoid biosynthetic process.